This is a messenger RNA of Archocentrus centrarchus (flier cichlid), 4798 nucleotides long. RefSeq names its product GTPase IMAP family member 8-like. The record is from RefSeq and is a predicted model, not a curated record. The transcript is spliced from 10 exons. Lineage: Eukaryota; Metazoa; Chordata; Actinopteri; Cichliformes; Cichlidae. Bases 329 to 3976 code for a protein of 1215 amino acids. Gene Ontology annotation, molecular function: GTP binding.
CAGGUAGAGUGUGGCGCAGCUAAAAUUCAGGCAUCGAAUCAAAUUCAACAAAACGAUGAACAAACAAACAAUGACUGCAGUCAGUGGGUGAUGCGGAUCGAUCACAAGAACUAAUGACUGCCUGCAUAAGAACAUAGACUUUCAAAUAGAAAAAAAAAUAUAAAACGGACCAUCGGCUGAACUGGACUGUACAUGUUUUUAUAUUAAUGGUUUUAUUCAUGUCCUGUGUGGAUGAUGAAAUGCUACAAGACAGAGCUUUCUGAGAACUCAGUGGGCCACACUGAAACACGAUUGAAUUUGCCUCUGAAAUUUUUAGCGGAGUGAGGUCAUGGCUACUGCUGCACCUGAGGAAGAGGAUGUAAACUGUCAACAACGCAGCAGAAGCCCUACAGAACUUCGACCUAACUUCAACACUAGCGAGCAACAAGUGAAGCGCCGAAGCAGUAUUACACGUCUGCCACCUGAAAUGUCUGAGAUGCGGGGUGUUCUGCUGGGGAGCAGCUGGUCCAAAAGGAGUACAGUGGGGAACUGCAUACUGGGAGAGACUGCUUUCAACACUGAGGAAGAGUCAGAUACAUGUCUAGCAGUCAGUGCAGUAAUUAAGGAGAAAAAAAUAGUUCUCAUUAACACUUCAGAUCUGAACAUCUCUGAAUACAAACUGACAGAUUUGAUAGAAAACUGUGUGAGGCUGUCUGAUCCUGGACCUCAUGUCUUCUUGCUGGUUCUGCAGUCUGAAGACUUCACAGAGCAACACAAACAGAGGCUACAUUCAGUCUUUGAAGUCUUCAGUGAGCAGUCUUUUCACCAUGCAUUGGUACUGAUUUCAACACCCAGAGAGGAGAGUUCAGGUCUCAUAGACAAAUAUUUACAACAUCCAGUGUUCGGAGAAAUGAUCCGAAAAUGUAGAAAGCAGUUAUUGUGGCAGAACAACCUCGAACGUUCAGAGUUGUUACAUUUAUUGAACCAAAUUGUUAAAGACAACGAUGGGAAUCAUGUCAGUUGUGAUAUGACUGAGGACACAAAGACGGAGGUGGUCAGCAGUGAGGGGGAUGCAGUCAGUGUGGAUCCUGCUGGAGAUGCUGGGGGCUAUUCUUUAUGGAACUCAGCAAAACACAUAGGGAAAACACUCAUCAAGUCCUACCUCCCACAGAUUCUAUCACCAGCAGGAAGUACAGUCAAACAGUUCACAGCUUUCAGGAUUGUGCUGCUGGGGAAAAGUGAAGACAAAAAAACUAAACUUGGUAACGUCAUCAUUGAUGGUCAAGGUUUUAAUUCAGAAAAACAGAAGCUUCCUGUGGCCUCCUGUGGAGAGUGGAAAGGAAAAUCUUUAACAGUGGUAAAAACACCGGACUUGUUCAGUUUUCCUGAGCAGAUGGUAGGAAGGAAGCUGAAAAGCUGCACAGAUCUGUGCUUCCCUGGACCAAAUGUACUCCUGCUGCUGGUGAAGCCUUCUGACUUUAAGGAAGAAGACAAAGAGAGACUGAAUUUUAUCCUGAGCUUGUUCGGUCAAGAUGUCUUCAGACACACAAUGGUCAUCAUAACACAUGAGACACUGACAAGUCCUGCAGUGAAUCAGCUGAUUAAAGACUGUGGAGGGAGACAAUAUAAUAUGUUUAAGAGUGAUCGUAAACAGUUAAUGGAGAGUAUUGAGAAAAUUGUGCAUGAGAGCAAAGGAGACUUCCUCACCUUCACUGAAGAAUUCACGAGACCAAAAUCUGAACCGAUCAAACCUCCUGUAAACCUGGUUCUGUGUGGGAGGAGAGGAGCAGAGAAGACUUCAGCAGCCAAGGCCAUUUUAGGUCAGUCAGAGCUUCAUUCAGACUCCACAGGGUGUGUCAAACAUCAGGGAGAGGUGUGUGGACGUUGGGUUUCCCUGGUGGAGCUGCCUGCCUUGUCUGAAAAACCUCAGGAGGCAGUGAUGGAGGAAUCACUCAGGUGUAUCUCCCUCUGUGAUCCUGAGGGUGUCCAUGCCUUCAUCCUGGUCCUACCUGUGGCUUCUCUCACUGAUGAAGACAAGGGAGAGUUAGAGACCAUCCAGAACACGUUCAGCUCUCGAGUCAAUGACUUCACCACGAUUCUGUUCACUGUGGAGUCAGAUCCUGCAGAUCCUGCUGUUGUUGAUUUUGUAAGAAGGGACCCAGAUAUGCAGAAGCUCUGUCAGCGUUUUGGAGGAAGAUUUAACAUUUUCAACAUCAAAGACAAAAAGCAGAUCCAAGAUCUGUUGGCCUCUGUGGAUGAUAUUCAACCAACCUGCUAUACAAAUGCAACAUUUUUACGUGCCCAGAUGGUAAAGAUAUUACAACUUGAGGAGCUAAAACAGAACAAAAUCACCACUGCAACUGAUGAUGAGAAACAGAGGAAAGAGCCUCUGAGGAUUGUGCUGAUAGGGAAGACCGGCACUGGAAAGAGCACUUCCGGAAACACUGUUCUAAAAAAAAAAGUGUUCAAAGCGGCAAAUAGCCCAACGUCAGUCACCAAGCUUUGUCAGAAAGUACACGGUGAAGUGGACGGUCGCCCUGUUGUUGUGGUCGACACUCCUGGCCUGUUUGAUGACAGUCUGUCACAUGAAGAAGUUAAUGAGGAAGUGGUGAAAUGCAUCAGUCUUCUGGCUCCAGGACCGCAUGUUUUCCUGCUGGUGUUACAGAUUGGCAGAUUCACACCAGAGGAGAGGGAGACACUGAAACACAUCAAGAACGGUUUUGGGAAGAAUUCAGAAAAGUUCACCAUUGUGCUUUUUACUGGAGGAGAUUCACUAAAAUAUGACAAAGAGACCAUCGAAGAUUACAUUAAAAGAGGAGGUGAUUCCUUUGAGAAGCUGAUCUCUGACUGUGGAGGAAGAUACCAUGUGUUCAAUAACCAUGAGGAAAAAAAUCACACACAAGUCAGUGAGCUGAUAACAAAGAUUGACACCAUGGUAAAGGAAAAUGGAGGCGGCUGCUUCACCAAUGAGAUGCUGCAAGAAGCUGAAGGAGCGAUCAAGAAGGAAAUGAAGCGAAUCCUGAAGGAGAAGGAAAAAGAGAUGAAGAGAGAACGAGAAGAACUUGAAAGAAAGCAUGAAGAAGAAAUGCAAGAAAUGAAAAGAAGAAUGGAAGAAGAAAAGAAAAAACUUCAGCAGGAAAGAGACCUGAAACUGAAGGAGAUGGAGGAAAAUAUAAAAAAGGAACGUGAGGAGCGAAAUAAAGAAAAGAAAAUGAGAGAAAAAGAGGAUGAAAAACGCAAAAAGGAGGAAGAAGCAUACAGACAAAUUAUGAAAAUGAAACUUCAAAUGCUGGAUAAACAAAUUCAGUCAGAAAAAGAGGAAAAGAAAAAUGUGGACAAAAAACUGGAGGCCAGCAGAGAAGAAAUGAGAAGAAAAAAGGAGGCGUGGGAGAAAGAACAAAUGAAAUGGUGGGAGAAGAAAAGACAAGAUGAUGAAAAGAGACAGCAGGAGGAGAAAGAAAGAAUGGAAAAACUUACAGAAAUUCACAAGCAGAAAAAGGAAAAAUAUGAAAAGAAAAGAGAAGUCGAGGAUCAGAUGAGGAGAGAACAGGAGAAGAAAGAACGAAAACAACUGGAAGAAAAACUGGAGACUCUCGAGAAGACAUAUGAGGAGAAUGCUAGGAAGCAAGCUGAAGAGUUCAAUGAAUUCAGAGAGAAACAAAAAAAGGAGUUUGCAGCUCAGAAGGAGCAUCAUGAGAAGGAAAUGAAAGAUAAAGAUGAGAAGUAUGACCUGCUAACAGCACUCGCAGCUCACAAUGAAAACCAGAGGAGACAAAAAUACCAAGAAGACAUCAGUAACUUAGUGAAGUGUGUGUCCAAGAGGAGUGAAAAUCUGAAAAAAAUCAAAGACUUACUGAUAAAACAUGAUGACCAAAUGAUGACGGUGAAAGAGGAGGAUAAAGAUUAUCUGCAGAUAAUUCAUCAUAGAGAAAUAAGUGAAUUCAUACAGAAACUUCUGAAUGAAGUUGAAACAGGAUCUUCCUGCAGCAUUUUAUGAGGUGAAUUGUGCCUUUUGUCAGAGCUCAGCUUCUUCUGUUUGUGCAUUUAUAGAUGAAAUUUCAGUAGAAAACACCACAUGUUCACAGCAUCAAAUCUUUAAACAGAUUAUGAGUGAUACAUUCUUAAUAUUAGAGGCUGAAUGGACACUUUGUACUACAUGUACUUACAUGUGGAAGCACAACAGAUGAACUGCUUUUGAUUUUCUGAUUGAUCACCUGUACAUGCUGUGCUUGACAUGUGAACAAUCUGCAAUCAGCUGAUGGAUUUUUAUUUUGUUCAUAAUUAGAGUUAAUACAAUAUCAUAAAAGUACAAUCAUAAAAUCCUAUGAGCAGAUAUUUUAUUGCUGAAUGAUUUUUUUUUUUGUCAUUAAGUAAUGUCCUGCACCCGCUCAUAAUGACUGGAUGAUUGUGUCUGUGUGUACUUCAGGGUCAGAUGUGUGAGUUGAGACAUCCUGAAUUAACCUCAUGUCUGUAUUACUGACCUGUCAGCUCAGAUUGUCAGCAUCAGUAGCAUGUAAUAUGAGACUGUGCAGCUGCUGGUUUGUUAUCAAUUUUUCAGUUUUAAAAGUUGAUUGUAAAAAAGAGUUGGUGCCAUAAGCUGCUGUGCUCAUCUUCACCUUUUACUCUGUAUUAUAUCCUGUUUUGUUUUCUUUAGUAUUGCUUUGAGUAUUUGCAGGCAGCAGUUUAUUAAACUUUCUAAAUGUGUGGCUGAGUUAAAUAGAAAAUUUUGCUUUGUCACAGCAAAUAUUCAACAUUGAACAUGACAAUGAUCCUUACUGUUCAUCACAUGAUUAUUAAAAAAUAAAAAUUAUUUCUUUCA